GCCUUGACGAGACUAUCUCAUUAUAUAGCGUGGCAUCCGACGCUUGACUCCGUACCGGGAGGUAACCGCGCUGAUUUCCAGCAUGCUUGUGCCGAACGUGCGGUGGACAGCGAUAGUCUUCAUCGGCGUCGUCGCAUCGCAGUGUUUAGCUCAUCUUCCGGAACAUCGUCGCGCGCCGGACGGUGAGGAGAGACGCAGGGCCGUCAGGUCCGUGGACCUGGGAAACGACGAAAGCCAGGACACAGAAGAACGUCAAGACUUGAAGACUGCCAUAGAAGAUGCGCUCGCGAAACUUAUGAAGAUGGCUCUUCCCUAUGUUCAGGAAUUAGCCUACGACGAGAACAUUGCAACGGAGUGCAUGAACAGUCUGUUUAAGGUCGGAGCUGGACUUCGACGUUACGACUUCUGGGCCCUCAAAUUCAUCGACUCCAUGGGGCGACCCCCCGCGGGUCUUCUGGAAUUCAGCACUGGAGCCAAUGGAGCCUACGACGAGUGCCGUUCCAUACGCGCACCCAAGGACGAGUCCGACGAAGAAGAUUUCCGCGGCCAGUACUGCACCAUUUACUUCAGACCCGACUCCAUCGACCAAUUCGCCAUUGGGCUGGUGGAAAAGUUCAUGUCCCAACACCCGCUCUUCCGCGUUCACCUUAAAAAUAUUGGCAAUCUUACGGAGUUCCUCGCCAGGAUUCAAGGCAUGAACGAACUCCCUUCAGAUCCGAGACUGACAGACGCAGUCGGCGGGAUGCCUCUGUCCGUUUGUGUGCCUUCCAAGUGCUCGCCCCAUGAUUUGAGGUACAUUGCUGAGAAGUUCGUCAAGAAGUACGGGAUAAUCGUGAGCGUUAAAGGGUGUACUGUGGACAAGCCAGUUCAACUGACAACGGUCCAGGUGGCAAUGUUUGCUUUGCUCGGCCUCUUGUGUUUUAUGGUCGGGAUUUCUUCGGUAAUUGACAUCUACAUACGGGAGAGAAGGUACGAACUGCACGUAAAGCCACGACAAAGACCACUCCCACUGAGGAUGUUAUUGGCCUUCUCGGCUGUGACGAACACCGAAAUUUUGAUGAAAACCAAGACCGAACCCAACAGCAGCGCUCGCAGGCUGCGCUGUCUUCACGGGAUUAGAGUCUUCAGUUUCCUCUGGGUCCUAAUCGGACAUAGCUAUAGCUCCCACAGUCCCAACUUCAUAGGCAGAGGAAUAGGAGCGCUGGAAGCGAUCAGCGAUGUCUCCUUCUCGCUCAUAAUGAAUGGCUUUCUUGCACUGCAAACAUUUUUCUUUAUCGGCGCAUUCUUAGUCACGCAAGGAAUGAUCGCCAACCGUCAUGUCCCAUUCUUUAAAUCCAUUCCUCUGGCGAUCGUUCGGAGAUACAUCAGGUUGACAGUGCCAGCCCUGUUCUUCGUUGGUCUCUUUUUCUUGUACCCGCUCGUGGUGACGGGCCCGACCGUUGACGAGCUCCUUUGGGUUAUGGUGGAGAACUGUGCGAACUACUGGUGGGACUCAAUCACCUAUACAAGCAACUACAGGGAGAUGACAAAAAUUUGUAUGCCGCACCUUUGGUACCUGAGCGCAGACUACCAGUUGUUCCUGCUCCUGAUUGUAUUCGCGGCCCUAGUAGCAUUGAAACCAAAGUACGGCGUUCCAGCCACGGCAGCUAUAACGGCAGCAUCCGCCAUCGCUCUUUUCCUGCAAUCGUACCUCAACGACUACGGUCCCCUUGUAAUCACUACACGAAGGGGCAUCAACGAAACCACACAAGCCUACGAGAACAUGUACCAGAAACCUCUGACGUAUCUGCCAACGUUCGCAAUGGGCAUCCUGUGUGCCUACAUUGUCAACAGGCAUAAGGAUUUUCGAAUUGGAACGGUCCUCUACUACGCGACGUGGGCACUUGCUUGGCCAGCAGGCCUCGCAAUCCUGUUUUCAACGUACGGGUGGAACAAUGGCGCCCCCUACACCAACUUUACAAGCGCUUUUCACUUCAUUGGUCACCGUAUUGGUUGGGGACUCUGCCUCACCUGGGUUAUCUUUGUCUGCAGUACGGGACAAGCCAGAUGGGUAAAUGGGUUACUCAGCCACCCAUUCUUUGUUCCCCUGAGCAGGCUGUCGUUCGCCGGCUAUAUGCUACACGUGCUUGUGAUUGCCGUAAGGCCGCUAUCAUCGAGAAUGAACUUGUACUUGGAUCACUGGACCAUGGUGAGGGACUUCUUCGGACAUUCUGCGAUCACCAUACUUGUCGCCUACCUAUUCUUCCUCGUCUGCGAGUGUCCCACAGUGAACCUAGACAAGAUCAUCUUUGACCGUGCUGUCCCCAAAGACAAAAACGUACAGCCGAACAGUGUGCAACUUGACGAGAAGAAGACAGUGCCAAAGACUGUAUCCAAUGGAAGCACGGUGACCAGCUACGCCAACGGAGUGACCUGCUGCCACUUGUGACAAGAUAGCCCGAGGACCUACAGUGAUAGUGCGAUAAGCAUCGCGCGUUUAAGUUAUAUUUCACCCGAAGAACUCAAGUAAUGUUGAUGAAUGUCAUUCGCGCGCGUCUCCGUGCUGUGAAGGAGAAACGCUGCAAAGUCAACAAGUUGCUCAAGAGUGCACAAUCGAAACUCUGUAUGCAAUAAGGGGAUAACACGGUGCCUACCAACCUGGAAAACCGGGAACUGUCAGGGAAUUUUGAUACGACUGGAAAGCUCAGGGAAUUUGUCAGGGAAUCUGCCAAAAAAAGCAGCUGAAGUCGAGGGAAAUUGCAGACAAGCGCCUUGGCGAUGCGCAAGUGCCGAUGAGUUUUUGAGUGGCCACGUCGCAGCAACGUUACCGUGAUAAUAGCAAUUCGCCAAUACGACUAGCUCAGAGGCAGAAAAGUUGGGAAGCCUCAUUGAUACUGAAUAUAUGACCCGUUUUAUGAGGGGUCUGUAUCAAAACGUAGUAGCCGGCGCCAAGUUCCCUUUUGUUUCGGUCAGGGUAUUCGCUUCAAAUGGUCACCUGUUCCCUCGAUAAGCCGAAAAAUAUCAAACCGAGGAAACUCCAAGUGAACACUGGGUCUCCCCGAAUAACGCAAAUGCAACUGUAGUAUAUGUCCUGUUACCACCGUUUCCUGGUGUGUGAUUAUACCGUUAUAAGCGUGACAUAUCUCCUUUUUCGCUUCUCGAGUGGAAGUCAAAGCUCCUGUCCGCAUCGUAGCGAAGUUUAAGCUAACCAAUUAGCAUGCGUGUGUAGAAAAGAGGCCUGAUCUGACUGUGUCCCAUUGGCACACAUGUAUUUGCCGUCUCUUACCCAGCUGUAGCGGGCCAGUAAAUUACAAUACGGUUCUAAAUUUUCUUUGACAAGUACAUACGUAGAUGUCAUUGCAGCCAAAAUACUAAAAAGGGGAUAAGUCGAACGACUUAUGUCCUGAUUGCAUACAGAGAUUCAAUUUCUCGAUGGUGGUUGUGAUAAUGUAUAAAGCUAGGUUAUAACGACAGUGCCGCAUGUUUCUGUAUAAAGCACUGACUGCGGUGCCACGGGGAGUGUCUCUUAAUGCUCGUUGAAACCCUGGGCAUGUACAUAUGUGCCCCUGCAUCCACCACGUCACCCUCUCAAAGAGCAGUGGAUACAAUACUCUUCGAGAAGGCAGCACGUUACACGCUAGGUGGCGCUGCCGGUGUAAUUCCCCCGACGUCGGCCCAGGAUGCAGACUCAUACUAACCCUACUGUCGCCCACUCCUUCUCGCUGUUCCCUCUCUCCAUCUGUCCAUAUCUGUACGCCGCUCAUUGCCACAGAUGAUUCGCGGCGCCCACACGGAAUGGUCCUUUUUCACAUAGGCGUCGGUGUCCUAGCGGCUCUCCAGCGAACCACGCUCGGCACGCAUCAAAACGAAUCCACUGGGUAGCACAAAAGACCAAAACCGGUCCGGAGUGGGACCGACGAGCUCGCGCCGUUCGUGCGGUCUCCCCACUGGUCGCCACUUCUGUCGUCCCCAUACUGCGCCAUCUAGUGAAGACGGAGAUAACCCUGUCUGCGCCUGAAUGUCAUGCGCAUGCACAUUCCAAAUUCCAAAGCAUUCGCCUGAUUGCUGUGACGUUUCAUCCAAUAAUGCGUGUGGUGUUGCACAGAACCAUAUGAUGAACUCUUACUUUUAAGUUAACUUAAGCAUGAUAAGUUUGUCAGAAAAAAAGCACUAGCGUUGAAUACCGGCUGAGGCAGAUUGACAUCGUCAUCAGCGUCAUCUAUGCCCGGACCGGUACGGUGUAUGGUACAGACUGUCUUCUGCGAGAUGCUCAUGGAUGUACCGUCAGAAAUAUCCCUGUCAACCACCGUGCUUUCAUGAAUGAAUGUAUAUUUAUGUAAAUAAAAGAAAAUUCAGUUGUGAA
This is a messenger RNA of Ornithodoros turicata, 4342 nucleotides long. RefSeq names its product nose resistant to fluoxetine protein 6-like. The record is from RefSeq and is a predicted model, not a curated record. The transcript has 15 exons. Bases 83 to 2428 code for a protein of 781 amino acids. Gene Ontology annotation, molecular function: acyltransferase activity, transferring groups other than amino-acyl groups. Lineage: Eukaryota; Metazoa; Arthropoda; Arachnida; Ixodida; Argasidae.